Messenger RNA from Mauremys mutica (yellowpond turtle), 1791 nucleotides. It is a transcript of the gene SWI5, whose product is annotated as SWI5 homologous recombination repair protein. Gene Ontology annotation, biological process: double-strand break repair via homologous recombination. The record is from RefSeq and is a predicted model, not a curated record. The transcript is spliced from 6 exons. The coding region runs from base 540 to 1100 and encodes 186 amino acids. Gene Ontology annotation, cellular component: Swi5-Sfr1 complex; Swi5-Swi2 complex. NCBI's taxonomy places the organism in Eukaryota, Metazoa, Chordata, Testudines, Geoemydidae.
GAGCACUGUGAGGAGAGGAGGCGCGCUCCCGCCUCGGCCUUCCAGUCAAGCGCUGUCCCGCCCCUGCCUCGGCUUCCCACCAGUGUUUCCUCCGACCUAGACAUCCCCCCGUCAGCUACACUGCCUCAGCAUCCUCUCCAGUGCCUGCCCCACCACUCCCCCCCCCCAGCAUUGACACAGCUCCCCUUCCUCCCCCCUGGGUGCUGUCCCCCGCCCUAGCACCCAGCCUCCCCCCACACACUCCUGCCCCACCACUACCCCCUCACUGCCCCAUCCGGCAUUGCUACAUCCCCUUUCCCUGGUGCUUCCCGCCCCGCUGACCCGCUAUCCCCCCGUGAUCCUGCCCUGCACCACUGGCACCCACCCUCACCCCCAUGUCACUCUACAUUCCCCCCAUACUUGCCAGCAUGGGUCCUGAAAUGCACGUGUGACCGGAGCUUUGGGGUCUGUGUGGGCCGAAGGGCAGGGGUUUCUUCCCACACGUUACCAAUGUGGUCUCUCAGCCUUAACGCCUGCUAACUGGUUUUCUGGGAUUACAAAUGGGUGAGAGGAUGAUGGUGUGUUAUGUCCUCCAUGCACAGACUGCUCUCCAGAUACCAGCCACUCACUCUUUCCUUGAACCUUUGAUUAGAAACCUAGCCAAGCAUCCAAGGCUGUUUUCGGCAGCGCUGGAUAACCACGAGCAGGGACCCCCACUCUGCGGGGAGUGGGAGCAAAGCCCAGGGCUGCGAGGGAGGAGCGGGCCGUCACCUAGGCCUGUCCUGAGGAGGACACCAACUGGAAUCCUGAGAAAUUGCAAUGCAGGUUUCAAAUCUCCAAUCCAGUCUCCAAGGUCCUGUCAAUCAGAUGGAGUCAAUAAAGAAACCCUACAGCAUGAAGUUGAAGAACUGACACAGAAGGAUCUUACCCUGGAUCAGGAAAUUGCACAGUUGUUGGCUGAAGGUUACAGCCUGGAGGAAUUGGAGAAACACAUCUCUCUGCUCCAUGAGUACAAUGAUAUUAAAGACACUGGACAGAUGCUGCUGGGCAAGCUGGCCACGAUUAGAGGGGUCACCACAAAGGAGCUGUACCCCAAAUUUGAUCUGGAACUUACUGACUAGCAUUGAAACUGAAGACUACAAUCUCCUGCAGAGAUCACCAUUACUGGGGUACUGCAUGUUGGUACCGUACACCUUGAGAACUUACAAGGACAGUAAAAAUGCAGAGACUUUCCAGGAAGUGUUACUUGACCGCUUCAUUUCUAAGAAUAUCUAACUUCCAGAAUGGAAAAGCUAUUGAAUCCAUCACAUGUUCCCUGUUUCAGGAAAAGUAGCAUUCUUUUCUUUGGCAAUGAGAAGAGACUCAAUUGAAGUGUUAGGAGCGUCAGGCUCCUCUUACUGUUCAUUAUUUAAAAAAAAUUAUAAUUCAGAAUUAAUAGUUAACCCCUUCACUGUUGCACAUGUGACUGGGGUUCUUCGACAUCUUGAUGGUCUAAGGGCUUCUUUAAGGAAGUCUCACAUGGGGAAGCAAUUGUUAGGGAUCAGUAAAUGGAUGGAGGAGGCAGCACUGGAGAUGGGAGAAUAUGCAGAGCUGUGUUUGUUUGUUAAAAACCUCAGAAGUGGGAAAGGAAACCUGCUAAGAGCAAGGUGUUUGUAUGCCUCGUGUGGAAAACGCUGUGGGUGCUCAAUAUCUUACUGUCCCCCUGAAUUGAGUUCUGGAAGCUGGUUGUGGCAUAUGUAUAGUAGUAAAUAAAUGGAAAAGCAUUAACUUGUGCUGCUGAAUUGUCCAUUUUGAAUAAAUGAUUAACUCUUA